Messenger RNA from Pocillopora meandrina, 1755 nucleotides. The record is from the annotation of a GenBank genome assembly. Lineage: Eukaryota; Metazoa; Cnidaria; Anthozoa; Scleractinia; Pocilloporidae.
AUGCCAAGCAUGAACCUUACCACCAAAUCGUCGCACAGUACCUCAGCCGAUAACUCAUCAACCUCUGAUUACAGCUUGGGGCUCCCAGUUGACAUACCUCCAAUAACUCUGGGAAUAUUAAUCCUCUUGGCCAACGGCUUCGUCAUAGUUUUAGUAGCAAGGGAACAAAGAUUAAGAAGUUUAACAAACUUGUUGUUGUGCAGCCUGGCUUUAUCAGACCUCCUAACCGGGGUGAUCAGUAUACCAUUGUUUCUGAUGUGCAACUUAUUACAUAAGCCUGGAAUAUGUAUUGCUGAGGAUCAAAUGCUGCGAUUUACGUCGAUUUCAACUGUUUGCCACCUCGUGGCUGUUAGCGUAGACAGGUAAACAUGAACUUGCUGCUACUACUUCUUUCGUUGUUUUCGUUUCGUUUUGUUUUGUUUUACAAAAUAGCAAUGAGGUUAAUUCUUAAAAUAGCAGUGACUUAAACUGUGAAGAGCCACCUUAACUAUUAAGUCUAUUCUAUAACUGUUAGGUAUCUCGCCAUUAUUCAUCCUUUGAGGUACAAGGCGAUUUUUACUCACUCAAGAUGCAUUUCUGUCAUUCUGAGUAUCUGGUUGUUAUCAGCUACCAUGGCUUUGGUCCAGCUAAGUUGGAUGAACCCAGUAGAUCACGACCCACAUCAGGAACUCACCCCUGACGUAAUUAAGAAGGAGAAUAUUUAUGACGUCACAUGCGUCCUUGCUUUCACUGUUGUUCCGUUAGUCUGUAUGGUCUUCGUCUAUGCAAGAAUCUUCAAUGAAGUCUCGCGACAGAUCGAAUUCCUCCGAAAGCAAACUGCGCCUGAUAGCCAGGAUUCUCGAAAGCUGAAAUACGUCGAGAGGAAAGUUGUGUCAACUUUUGCAGUAAUGUUAUUGGUCUAUGCCGUUUGCUGGUUGCCGUACUUCGUCCUUCGACUGUAUCGUCUGGAUCAUAUAAGUGUUAUUAUCAUGUACGUCAUCCUGUGGCUGCGAUUCCUGUCGUCCUUCCUAAACCCAUGUUUAUACAUCUUUGGAAAGAAGGAUUUCCGAUUGGCUCUGAAGUGGUCAGGGAGGAAAGAUAAACGUUACCAUUAUAAAGACAUGAUUCCGCUCAAACUUGUGGGGGCUCCAGUGUAAAACUCAAUGCAAGGACAUUCAAAGCGUGGAAUCUGUAAAUCUGUCCCAGAGGAGGCAACAGACGCAGAUACAACUAAGGCGUCGGCUGCAAUGUAUUAAUUCCGCUUCAGUUAUACUUUCAGUUUAAGAUGGAAUCAGAAAUUUUACCUUGUUCUAAAACUUCAAAUCUGUGAGCUAUAGCUGACGGAAUUAAUAUCUCACCAGUUGCGAGGCCGUUUUCAUCAACAAGACUAAUAUCCACAAGAAUUAAACUUUUUGACUACAAUUAACAAUCAAGUUGUAUGCUAGUUUACUUGAAUUGUAUGCGAACGUAAGACCCCCACUGGAAAAUGAAACCCAUACCUUAGCCGAAUACAUAAAGAAUAAUUCGUGGGCGCACGUAUACGUAGAAUUUCUCUCCGAGCGUUUAUUUAAUUCGAUACCUUGCGUUGAAUACGAGAAGAGAAAUUUCACAUCUGCAAGCAACCAUGUAGUUUAUUAUAUAAAUAGCAUAGGCCUUUGCUGAUAAGAAAAGUCGACUUUAUUAACGGUAUACGCUUUGUCAUUCUUUUAUCAUCCUGACAAAGUGAUGCAAAAAGCGAGUGACGUGUCAGCGGCAGAUUGGCGGUAUCAAACACAG